CCAAACUCAAAUGGCCACCUUACUCCCUAAGCGGUAGCUGAUUAACUCCAAUACAUCAAUGUUUAACCACUAGUUAGUGUGGUAGAGUUGGAUUACAGCCUUCUAGGCGUUCCAGUAAGCUCUGAAGCGGUGCGGUGCGGUCCGACCCGAACCGGUUCGGACCCGGACUUUAUGUUUGAAUAGUUAUCCCAUUCAUAAAAUUCAUAAAGACAGACCGGUACUGAAGGGAUCGAUCAAUCUUAUAGCCUGCAGUCAUACCAGUUUAUUAUUCUUCGAAUUUCGGGUGUUUUUUGCUAAUCGAUUCAUACCUGGAAAUGGAAGAGCAUGGGGAGCAUCAGGGUCAGCACGAAAGAUCGUUCCUGGGGAAUAUAGCUGAGAAGAUUCACCAGAGUGGCAGCUCUUCUUCCUCCGAUUCUGAAUCUGACGAAAAGCCCGUGAAGUCUGAGGCGUCACAUUCAUCCAAAAACGCUAAGAUUUGGCGCUUUUUCGGCCGGGAACGACCGGUUCAUAAGGUUUUCGGUGGAGGCAAACCUGCUGAUGUGUUUUUGUGGAGGAACAAGAAGAUAUCUGCUGGACUCCUUGGUGGAGUUACCACUAUUUGGGUUCUAUUUGAACUGCUUGAGUACCACCUUCUAACACUGGUCUGCCAUGUCUUGAUCAUUGCUCUUGUAGUUUCGUUCUUGUGGUCCAAUGCAUCAUCCUUCAUCAACAAGUCUCCUCCCCGAAUCCCUGAAGUCCACAUUCCAAAGGAUCCAUUCAUUCAGGUUGCUUCUGCCUUGAGAAUUCAUAUAAACAGUGGUUUGCAUUUACUACGAGAAAUUGCAUCCGGAAGAGACCUGAAGAUGUUUCUUGUUGUAAUUGCUGGUUUAUGGAUCCUCUCAGUUAUUGGCAGUUGGUGCAACUUUUUAUCAUUGUUCUAUAUAUCGUUUGUAGCACUGCACACUGUUCCUGUGAUAUAUGAGAAGUAUGAAGACAAGAUCGAUCCGCUAGGGGAGAAAGCGAUGGUGUGGGUGAAGAAGCAAUAUGCAGUGUUUGAUGAGAAAGUACUGAGCAAAAUUCCUAAAGGGCCAUUGAAGGACAAGAAGAGGGCAUGAGAAGAGUGCAGCAGGUUAACUAUGUGUAGUCUAUAUAUAUAAUCGUGUGUUUGUGAUUAUAUGAUGAUUUGUUUUUGGGGUUCUUCACAUAUGAUGAAUUUAGACAGAUUUGACGUAGUUAGCGUUUUGUGUGUGUUUCUUUGAAGUAGCAUACAAAAUCUCUGUUGUACUAUGAAACUUGAUGAUAUCUCGCGCUCCAUAAUGGUCAUGUUUUUAGUUGAACUGCUUUCAUCAGACCAGAUUUGGACAGUCAUAAAACGUACACGUACAGAGGCUAUACAUUUAUUUUAGAUCUGACCAGGUUAAAAAUUUCAGUCUAAAUAAUUUUUAUUUUU
Messenger RNA from Cuscuta epithymum, 1429 nucleotides. The record is from the annotation of a GenBank genome assembly. NCBI's taxonomy places the organism in Eukaryota, Viridiplantae, Streptophyta, Magnoliopsida, Solanales, Convolvulaceae.